Molecule: messenger RNA, 1659 nt
Organism: Zasmidium cellare ATCC 36951
Lineage: Eukaryota; Fungi; Ascomycota; Dothideomycetes; Mycosphaerellales; Mycosphaerellaceae
Exons: 2
Coding region: 1-1659 (552 amino acids)
Biological process (GO): glycerol-3-phosphate biosynthetic process; triglyceride metabolic process; glycerol metabolic process
Cellular component (GO): mitochondrion
Molecular function (GO): glycerol kinase activity
Source: RefSeq, a predicted model, not a curated record
AUGACCGCUGCCGGAAAUUCAACGCUGAACGCCGAGCCCGAACCAACGUCGAAGCCGCAGAGGCCCGGUAUGCCUCGCUUCACGACCAGCAAAGAGAAUGUGCUUUCAACGUUCUUCAUCGGCGCAAUCGAUCAGGGUACGACAAGCUCUCGUUUUAUCAUUUUCGACGGCACCGGACAACCAGUCACUUCGCAUCAGCACGAGUUCCAGCAACACUAUCCCGAGUCGGGCUGGCACGAGCACGACCCCUACGAGCUGGUUGGUAGUGUGAGGAACUGUAUACGCAAAGCCUCGCAGUCCUUCAAAGAGAUUGGACAUGAUAUCGAAGACAUCAAAGUCGUGGGUCUCACCACGCAACGAGAGACGACCCUUGUGUGGGAUGUUGAGACGGGCGAGCCAUUGCACAACGCCAUUGCGUGGCCUGACACUAGAACCAAGGGCUUGGUCAGAGAACUGAAAGAGAAGGAGAAAGCAGAGGGCUUCAAUAUCGCAGAGAUCACUGGCAUGCCUUUGUCCACAUACCCGUCAGCUGUGAAGCUCGUUUGGCUGUUGCGGAACGUUCCAAAGGUGAAAGAGGCGUAUGACGCUGGCAAACUUGCGUUCGGGACGGUCGAUACUUGGCUGCUGUACAACUUGAACGGCAAAGAGAAGGGUGUCUUCGUCACGGACAGCACCAAUGCCUCGCGAACGAUGUUCGUGAAUCUGCACACUGUCAAAUACGACCCUAAGCUGCUUGAAUUCUUCGACAUUGACAUCAACAAGAUCCACCUACCUCGCAUUUCGCCCUCUUCUGACGCCGAAGCUUAUGGCAGGAUCUCGUCUGGACCGUUGAUGGGUAUGAAGAUUGCGGGAUGUUUGGGAGACCAGUCCGCUGCGCUUGUGGGUCAGCAAGGCUUCACUCCUGGAUGCGCAAAGAACACUUACGGAACUGGUUGUUUCUUGCUGUAUAAUGUAGGCGAAAAGCCCGUCAUCUCGAAGCAUGGCUUGCUCGCUACGAUUGCGUACGAUUUUGGCAGGCACCGAAAACCUGUUUACGCGCUCGAGGGUUCUAUUGCUGUAGCAGGCUCAGGUGUCAAAUUCUUGAUGAACAACAUGGGCUUCAUCACUCACUCUCACAAGAUCUCAGAUUUGGCAGCAUCCGUGGAAGACAACGGCGGUCUCGUCUUCGUAACCGCGUUCUCGGGCUUGUUCGCUCCAUACUGGAUCGACGAUGCAAAGGGCACCAUCUUCGGUAUUACACAACAUACCCAGCGGGGUCACAUCGCACGAGCUACCUUGGAAGCCACAUGCUUCCAAACCAAGGCCAUCCUGGACGCCAUGGAGAAGGACAGCGGCCACCACCUCUCAGAUCUGGCGGUGGACGGCGGUAUGUCCAACUCCAAUCUAUGCAUGCAGACCCAAGCGAACAUCAUCGGCAUCCCCGUCGAUCGUCCGGACAUGCACGAAACGACGUCUCUCGGCGCUGCUAUUGCGGCUGGAUUCGCGGUGGACAUAUGGAGGGAGUUCGACGAGCUCAAAGCCAUCAACCAGAAGGGCCGCAAGCUCUUUACCCCGGAUAUCACGCCAGAAGAGUCGGACAAGAUGUUCAAGAAGUGGGCGAGGGCCGUGGAGAUGUGUAGAGGGUGGUUGGAUCCUGAGGAGAGCGGGGGUGAUUUCUAG